AUUCAUGUACCUUUCAAAUCCCGAUAGAGCAACGAAUAUUCCGAGCAUUCCACAAGCACAUCUGCGAAUUCCAGAAAUUCCUCACUGUAAGCUUCGAUAACCAGAGGAGCUAUGGACGUUAAAAAAUCCAAAUCGAAGUCGAAAUCCAAAACUUCCAUCCUGCAGCUCACCCCCUUGGACUACACGAUAGACACGGCGAAACUAGCCAGUGAACUCGCAGGAAUUUACUUCCGGGAUCCCAAAUGCGAGAUAGUAAACAGCAGAGUACCCCACACAAUAGACAACAACACCUUCACCGAAUACAAAGCGUCCCCAGAAAGCCUCGCUUUGGAUUCCGAGCAAAACCGGAAAAUUCACGCCGAAAAUCUGGACUGGAACGUUGGUCAUCCCCCCACCUUGGCAGAUUGUUGCGUCGUCACCCUCAGUCGCAAUUUCGAGAAACUCAAACUUCUGAACGAGGUUCCCUGCGAGAACAGAACGUACUUGCUGGAAAUCCUACCGACAGACCUACCCUUAGAGAUUUGCAUCCCCCUUAUAGACUACGAGCAUUACUGGAAACGAAGACAUAACGACGAAUUCGGCAUAAUAACUUACCCCAAAAGGGAUGGUUGGAAUUGGAAAUGUUUAUACCUGGAAAGAUACCUAAGAAAACUGGUAGAAUUCGCGGAACCGCAGUACAAAGACGAGUUUGAAAUGGGUGAAAUUCUCACACUCCUCGCACCUUACGUCCAAACUCUCCGAGUCACUCAACUUCAGUUUUGGAAUCCACCAGCCACCAUGGAGAAGGAGGAUAUACCGGAAAUUUAUCCAGAUGACCACAUCGACUUCGACCCAAUAUUCAAGAAAUGCCAGAGGAUCGACGAAUUCGACUUGGUGUUUGGCAUGAACGAUGUAGGAGAAAGGUUUGAGUGGAGGAUGUUCCAAGUCUCGGUAGACGAUUGCGAGAGGCUAGGUAAGGCUAUUCUAAGCCUUAAUCGACUGAAGAUCCUCCGAGUUCAUAGGUCUAAAUUAGGAGAUCUUCACUGCCAAGCUCUGGUCAGAGGAUUGGUGCACAAUACAACCAUAGAGGAGCUUGAACUAUCCCACUGUAGAAUUGGCGACCAAGGAGCUCUCUGCAUAGCCAAACUGAUAGAAGUCCAUCCAAAUCUACAGAUCUUGAACCUCUGCGACAACCUGAUAAACGGAGUUGGAGGUGAGGGCAUAGGGUUCGCCCUGUUGCAAGAGAACUCAUGUCCACUCGUGUCGUUGGACCUCAGACUGAACCCUCUGGGACACCAAGGAGCUCUUGGCCUAAUGAGGAGUUUAGUGAGGGGUAACAAACCUCAAAGGCUGAACCUGGCUUCCUGUCAAUUCGAAGACAUGACUUCGUACAUAUUCGGCUGUAUGUUGAAGGUGAAUAAAAGCCUAGUGUGGAUAGACGUUAGCAACAACUGGUUUGGCGAAUUCGGAGGUGAAAACUUAGUGAUAGGACUCAGCGCAAACGAUACCGUGAAGUGGUUGGAUGUCAGGGAAACUUACAUCACCCCAGAGCAACUUACCGCGGUGAAACAUAUGCUGAAAAGGAACAACAAGGAGGAGGAAAGCGAAGAAGAAGAGGAAGAGGAAUUGACGGUUGUCCAAGAGGUUAAACCCAACGUUACUUUCGAAGAUCCCGAUAAGAAGGAAGAUGAAGACACGAACAUUUCGGAGCAAACCGAACAGACCACUGAGUGAAGGAUACGAAACUUUAUACAAAUAAGAAAAGGAAUAAAUGGCACUGCCUGUUUGAAGGAAUUCAACUCAAUUAAAACUCGAAUGAAAGUCCCUAUGCAGUUCAUAAAUUUGUAGUGAUAUAUCACUGCUCGAUGAAAAAUAUGACCUUUUUCUCUUCUCCCAAUUAGUACGUUCAAGUCCUUAAUCAAUUCACCAUGGACGUGAUCCAUGCCCAAAUAAAUCCAGAGGGAGCUACAAACGCAAAAAGAUGUUUUGUUUCAGGGCGGCAGUAAUGUUGUAAAGUUUGAUAGGGAUGUCCAUAAAUCUAUAUCAAUCCUCCUUACAGAAUACAGGUCGCCUCCGAUGGCUACUUUUUCGGUAGGAUAUGAAUUAUAGAUUACGUAUUGUAUUCAAAAAAUUUUCAUUUAUUCCUAUUCCUUUUUUGUUGUUCGGCAGUCGAGAUUGAAACACAUUUCAUGUUGGCUUCGGCCUUCUUAUGGCUCUUACUACCAAGGCUCGUAAAGAAUGAACUGGCUAGACUUGGUAUUUUCCACCUGUGCUGACAUAGCGACAACUCUCUGAAGAUGGUAUUGCUAAAUACCCUUAUCGGUCUGUAUGAAACUAUGGGAAUAUGUUGUCAUCACUCAAUUAGGAUUUUUUUGUAUGCAUUACUUGAUUUCAUCAUUCUUAGGAGAUGAAUAUUCCCAAAAUAGGAUUCUGAACGAAAAUCCUGAUUAUUUCAUGAGAGAUUCACCAUAUUUAUUUCAUAACCAUGCGCUAC
Messenger RNA from Coccinella septempunctata (seven-spotted ladybird), 2473 nucleotides. Its product is annotated as dynein regulatory complex subunit 5. The transcript has a single exon. Lineage: Eukaryota; Metazoa; Arthropoda; Insecta; Coleoptera; Coccinellidae. Gene Ontology annotation, molecular function: protein binding. The record is from RefSeq and is a predicted model, not a curated record. The coding region runs from base 112 to 1713 and encodes 533 amino acids.